AUGGUCGGAGCUGGAGAGCAGGGCAGAGAGCGCAAUAAGCGCCCAGUUGACACCAGGGAUCUGGGACACGAUGGCCGACAAAAGAAGCGGCUCCGAGGGGGCGAGACCCAACGACCCCCUCAGCCUAACCUAUCGUCAACGCACCAAGCAGGGACAUCCGCACCCCAUGUUCCGCCCAUCAUCAUCGACCUGACUGGUGAUGACGACGAGGAUAUUGUUCCCGCGCCCGAACCUGUAGCGCACGACAGUCGUGAGGACCUUAUUGUGUGCGAAAAGUCAAUCGUUUCUCAACCGUCUGCUGUAUCAAGAGCGCACAUGGUUCACGAGGAGCUCACACUUGAGAUAUCGGCAACUAUUAAAUCUUCCGCUGCUAAAGGCGCACGGUGGUUCCCUGUUAAGAUCGAACCUGUUGACGGGAUACUCAAAAUAUCCACGCUCGACUUCCAACCCAUUGGCUCAGGCGCUGCAGCUUGUUCCCCCGUUCUCGAAAGCGUGGCCACGCGCGCAAGGGUGGUCUACACUGCUAUCAUCAUAGUCCCCGAGAAUUAUCGGCAAUUACAGUACAUCAAGGCCGAUUUGAGAGUUGUCGUCUAUGGCUUCAUGUCAGAGAAGCUCAAUGUCGCCAGAAUGCUGGCCAACGGUGGCCUCUAUCUUCAGCAUCCGACACUGACUGAAUGUGAUAAGAGUGUACCUUACUUCAACCCGCAAUACCUACUUCGUCCAGGCGGUUCUAUGCCUCCGUUGGAGGAAUUGCCGAUUUCGGCUGGGUUCAGUCGUUCGGGAGCCGAGGUUCUGACGGAAGUCGAAAAGAACCGGUUGUUAGAAAUCUUCGAGUCUGCGCACGAUCCUGACGCAACAUUUGGUGUUCGUCCUAGCUUGCGGCUGCAGACAAUCCUCAAGGACCAUCAGAUCAGUGCUCUGGCCAUGAUGAUCGAAAGGGAAUGCGGAACAUACGACGAACCAGCGUUCCCAGCUCUGUGGACUCUAAAGGCUGACCCACGUGGAUCAAAGAGGUUUGUCUGGUUUGCCUACGUUUUAUCAUUUGAUGCUGACAAGGAAUUCAUCCGUGUUCACUCUGUAGAGAGACCCGAGCAGUUCAAAGUGUGGAUAGGCAACCCAGUCAGGGAGAAAAAGCCCUACGCCUUUCCUCGUCUACGUGCCCUGGUGAAGGCGACGUGCUUACGCAGAACCAAGGACAGCAUAGUGAACAGCUUGAAAUUGCCCAAGAAGGAAGAGAUCAACAAAGUCUUCGAGCUUGACACGGGUGAGAGGGAGUUGUACGACUUCUUCAGACGCCGAGCGGCUGUCAUAGCUCUUUCUAUAGAACGGGCUAAGAAGAGCAAGGCCAGACAAUCUAGGGUGACGAGCGGUUGGGGCUCCAGUACUGGAAGCAGUAUCCUGCCACUGAUUGGCCACCUUCGGCGCAUUUGCGACCAUGGCCAGAGCCUGCUUCCGGCUUCGGCCGUGCGCGCAUGGCAAGACAGGGAUAUCGAGGCUGCCCAAUGGGGAGAUAUGGCCAUGUGGUCUCAAAAGUGUGAUUCGUGCGGUACGGAAUUAGAAGAAGACGGCAGCGAUGUCCAGGCUUCUAUUGAGCUUAGCUGCGGCCAUGCUAUUUGCGCAAAGUGCCGCGGAAUGGACGGUGCAGAUGACAUCGAGUCAUCGGGAGUUUCGUGUCCAAAAUGCUCGGGCAGGUCACCCCUUCCCACGCCAAGCCAAAGCGUCGCUAGCGGCGAAUAUCAGCCGUCCGUCAAGAUUGUUGCGUUAAUGGACAACCUUCGUAAGGAACUCGCAACGACACCGAGCGAUGGCGGAGGUGUUUCUAGAAGCGUUGUCUUUAGUUGCUGGACUAAGAUGCUCGACUUCAUACAACGGGCGCUCGAACAGCACAACGUUAGCUUCAGGCGCAUCGAUGGACAGACAUCUCUAACCAGCCGCGCAGACGCGCUAAAAGCAUUUCGCGAAGACCUUGAUUGUAGAGUGAUGCUUGCCACCAUCGGCAGCGUCGGCGAGGGUGUCAAUCUCACAGCUGCGAACCAUGUCCACAUCGUUGAGCCCCACUGGAAUCCAAUGGCAGAGGCCCAGGCGGUUGACCGGGUCCAUAGGAUCGGACAAACGCGCAAUGUGACGAUAACUCGCUAUCUUAUCAAGGAUUCGAUUGAAUUCUAUGUCCGUGACGUUCAACAGGACAAGAUACGCCUCAUCCACCAGUCGCUUUCUGCAACCGAACUUAAACAGAGCGACGUUGACGGACAACGCUUUAAGAAAUUGCUUGCGUCACUCAGAUAA
Molecule: messenger RNA, 2286 nt
Organism: Scedosporium apiospermum
Lineage: Eukaryota; Fungi; Ascomycota; Sordariomycetes; Microascales; Microascaceae
Exons: 9
Coding region: 1-2286 (761 amino acids)
Molecular function (GO): ATP binding; ATP-dependent chromatin remodeler activity
Source: RefSeq, a predicted model, not a curated record